AACUCAAACCGGAAGCUGUGAUAAAAUUCACACAUGUGUUGCAACAGAUCAAAAUGGCCUUUCAUGCUUUAAGAGCCGGUACGCGACAGAAAGCGGCAAUACAACAGCUAAUCAAAUGUCAGUUAUGUCAAGCAUCAUCGGAGAGCCAACCAAUGAGGACACCUCUACAAAGGGCCGGAUAUCUGGACUGCCGGAUUCAUCAACAGCAGGUUAGACAUAUGUCAGGCCAACCACCAAACUUCUUCAAAAAUGUUUGGAAUGAAAUAAAGGAAGGUUUACAAAAAGACCAAGAGAUGAAGAAAAACUUGAAAAAAUUUCGAGAAGAAACAAAGAAAUUAGAAGAAUCUGAUGCACUACAAAAGGCUAAGGAAAAAUAUAUGAAUAUCCAGAAAGAAACUGGUGAAGAGUUUGGAAAAAAGUUUGGUGAGGUCAAAGACAAAUUGAGUGGUACUUUGCAUGAAUUGUCUGAGCAUGAAAUGGCCAAAAAAGGGAAGGAAUUCACGAAAGAAACAUUCAAGUCUGCUGGUAACUUGGCGGAAACCGUGUCAAAAGGAGUUUCAAAAGGCGGACAACAAUUAGGCCAGUCAAAACCUAUACAAACCAUAUCAGAGGCUGUGAAAAACGAAUUGAAAGACAUAGAUACAACUAGAGCACAAUCCUACAAAAAACCAGAGGUGCUUCGCAUGCGAACUGAAGAUUCUGUUAGCUUCACAAGGAAAGAUGAAGUGGAGAUAAAUGAAGAAGACACGGGGAUGGUUCUACAUAAAGACUCUAAAUUCUAUCAGAGUUGGACAAACUUUAAGGAUAACAACCAGUAUGUCAAUAAAAUGUUUGAGCUGAAAAUGAAAUACGACGAGAGUGAUAAUGUGAUGGUACGAGUUACUCGGACAUUUACAGACAAAGUUGGCAGUGUACUUGGUGGUAUGUUUACAACAACAGAAAUGUCCGAAGUUUUAACAGAAAUCUGUAAAAUAGAUCCAACGUUUGAUAAAGAAAACUUCAUCAAAAUGUGCCAGUUAGAUUUCAUUCCAAACAUAUUAGAAGCAACCCUCAGUGGUAAUCUUGAAAUCUUAAAGGAUUGGUGUUUUGAAGGGGCUUUCAACACUUUAGCACAUACAACUAAACAGAGACAGACAGUCGGUCUUAAGUUAGAUCACAAAGUACUCGACAUCAAUAAUAUUGAGAUUGUUGCUGCAAAGAUGAUGGAACAGGGCCCAGUGUUGAUAAUUUCCUUCCGUUCACAAGAAAUUCGGGUCAUCCGAGACAUGAAGGGAAAAAUUGUAGAAGGAGAUCUAGACACCGUUAGCCGGAUCACGUACGUGUGGGCGCUGUGUAGGGACCAAGAGGAGUACAACCCCAGGGCUGCAUGGAAACUGCUGGAUGUCUCCGAACAAAUCGGGGAAAUGUGGCUCUGAAAGCAUUUCUAGUCAUUGUUUAGGAGGACCUCUGAUCACUCAACAGACAGCAGGAGUCAUGGGUACCAAACAUCACAACAAAUAUCCCAGUAUACAGAAGUCAUUUACGACAUCAGAAGUUGGUGACACAGAACACCUGACAUUAUCCACGACAGAGACUUCGGAAAUAAUCACAUUAUGAUGAAUGUCUGUUGCUGAUCUUGCCUGUGGUGUUUCCAGUCUUCUGUACCGAUUAAACGCUGAGUUUAGUUUUGGGAGAUGUUUUUCCACCCACAGUUUUAAAGAUUAGACUACCUUACAGUUCUCCGGUAAUGGUUUACGAUGGCAUGUUUCCAGCCGAUACUGACCGAUAUUUCUCAGCUAUAGGUAGUUCAAAGGAAACAUUUCAGUCCGGAAAAAUAAAAUUGUACAGCAGCGAACAACAAAAAUAAAAUGAAGGCAACUUAUUUUGUUCAAAUACAAAAUUCGUAAGUAUUUAUAGCUAAUGUAAUUUACACAAUACAAAACAAUUGUAAUUGUUAAUAUCAUCAAGGGACAUAACUCUGUUUAGACUAGUCAUUUGAUCAAAUCCCAGCAUUUCCUAAUCAUGAUGCCUUUGCCUGGGAAUGAAGAUGUCCAGAUUAAUAUUUAUAUUUUGGAUUUCAGUUUGUGUUAAUUUUAAAACUACAGCAACAAAUUAAACAGUAUGCUCAAACGAAAGUCAUUUUUAAUAUUGAGUUAAUUCUACAUAAUAUUGACACAUGUGGAUUAUCCUACCUCAUUUUAACUAUGUUUGCCGAUUUUCUUUGGUACAAUAUGAAGUUAUGAAGAGUUAUAAUUGAUGGUGUUUCAGAGCUGAUCAAAACAGUCGUUACAAGUUUUCAAAAGGGAAAGUUAAACAGUAGGAAAUGCUACUAAAGAUAAUACACGACCAUUAAUAGUACAUGUACUGUGAUACUAUUUUAAAAUAUUUCUUACCAGGUAUGAUUUAAAAAACAGCUGUUAUACGUAUGUUCAGUAUGUACUACAGAAUGAAAACUAUUUAUGUUAAGGAGAAAUAACAGUGUGUUCAUUAUGUAGUUUGGAUAAAAAUAUUGAUGAUUUUAAAUGUUGGCCUGAAAGAAAAUAAAAUAUCUUUUACAUUC
Molecule: messenger RNA, 2539 nt
Organism: Pecten maximus
Lineage: Eukaryota; Metazoa; Mollusca; Bivalvia; Pectinida; Pectinidae
Product: mitochondrial import inner membrane translocase subunit TIM44-like
Exons: 15
Coding region: 54-1415 (453 amino acids)
Biological process (GO): protein import into mitochondrial matrix
Cellular component (GO): mitochondrial inner membrane
Molecular function (GO): protein-folding chaperone binding
Source: RefSeq, a predicted model, not a curated record